AUGUCUGCAAAGCUCACGUCUGGUGCGAUCCUCCCCGAUCUCGCGCACGCUGAUCUCUCCCACUUCUCCCGCUUCUCCAAGGAAUACACCGCUGCCUCCGACCCUACCAACAACUUCCUUCUCGAUUACUCCAAGAGCCGAAUCACCCAGCCUAUUUUCGUAACUCUCUUCAACCUCAUUCGCAAAGCCAGUGUCGAGCAGGUCCACGGCAAGACGCUGUCGAUGGCCUUAGCGCCUCCCCCACGUCGCAAAGCACUUUGUUGCCCUCUCAGAACGAAGGAGAAGGUGGUCAAUGUGUUCGAUAUUGCAAAGGAGAACAUGUUCGGCUUCUGGGACUGGGUUGGCGGCUGCUAUAGCUUCUGGAGCGCGAUCGGCCUCUCGAUCACGCUUGUGAUCGGGUAUGAACACUAUGAGGCUCGCCUUUGCGGCGCGCACGACAUAGACGCUCACUUCCUCACCGCACCACUCGAAAAGAACCUGCCCGUGCUCCUCGCUGUCAUUGGGCUCUGGUACAACAAUUUGUACUUUUACAGCGCGCGCUCCGGCAUUCCCUUACUUUUCUUGUGGUUGAACCACGUACGCGCGGCUCCGUACGACCAGCACACGCACAAAUGUGCAGACUACUUACAUUCUUGCGACAUGAAGUCUAGCGGUAAGGUCAUCACCAAGGGCAGCAAGCGUGUUGACUAUCAGACCAUCCUGGUUAUUUGGAGCGUGGCCAGCACGAAUGGGCAGCACUCAUUCUACCAGCUGCUGCACCAGGGUACAAAUAUUGUCCCGGCAGACUUUCUAGCCCCUGGGAUGUCGCACAAUCCACUCCGUGGCUCCCUGCACCGCCGCAUCCUGCUCAGUAACUACUUCGUGCAGUCCAAGGCGCUGGUGUUCGGCAAGACCGAGGAGCAGGUCUGCCGGGAGGUAGGCUCGGGAGCGAACGAGGCGCUUAUGAAGAGUAAGGUUGUCGAGGGCAACCGACCGAGCAACAGCAUCUUCUUCCCGCUACUCAGGCCCGCGACGCUAGCUCAUCUAUGUGCUUCCUUCGAUGGGUGGGUGCAUAUGUGCAAGAUGGGCAUCGAGCUCGGCAAGGUGCUCGCGAAGAUCAUUUUAGCACAGCCGGAGAAACCUGCAGACGUCAAGGGCCACGACAGCUCGAGCUCCUUGUCUGCUGUGAGCCGACAACUAUCGUGUGCAGACGACUGGCCUUAUUCGCUACUACAGAAGCACCGCAAGGAGUAUGAGGCGGGUUGCAAUGACAGCACGGAGAACGAAGCGGAAGCUGAAAGGAGAAUGCCGUUUUCAUAGACAAGAGACGAAUGCAAUUAACAGGGAAGGAAGCGACAUUGCACGUCGCGGAGCUCAACUUUGCUCAAUGACCCGCACGGCUUCAUGGACAACCCUGUCCGUUCUCCCCACGCAAUGUCGUGCCCCAGCCCGCGCCUGACUUCGAGCCAUUUGACCACCCGCUCGCGCACAUGAUCUGCCUCAUCAUGGCGUACUCCGCUUCCGUCAAGGACCUAUUCACAACGCAUGACUCACUCGUGACGACGGGCUACCCGAACAGCCACAAGCUGAUCCUUGUCAUUGAAGACGGGGUGGUCAAAAGCGCUGAUCGACAGCCUUCGACAGCUACUCUUCUAUCUGCACUAGUCCUCAAGUAUUCUUUCCGUCUCCAGUGCGCCCUGCCGACACAUCGGUUAGUUCCAACACAGGUAUCUUUCAAUUGGACACGAUCCUAAGACCUCUCUAAGGAUUCUUCACCACGCGGAUGCGAAUGUGCACCCU
Heterobasidion irregulare TC 32-1 is the source of this 1779-nucleotide messenger RNA. RefSeq lists its product as uncharacterized. Gene Ontology annotation, molecular function: carbohydrate derivative binding; glucose-6-phosphate isomerase activity; monosaccharide binding. The transcript is spliced from 8 exons. The coding region runs from base 1 to 1299 and encodes 432 amino acids. Gene Ontology annotation, cellular component: cytosol. The record is from RefSeq and is a predicted model, not a curated record. Lineage: Eukaryota; Fungi; Basidiomycota; Agaricomycetes; Russulales; Bondarzewiaceae. Gene Ontology annotation, biological process: gluconeogenesis; glucose 6-phosphate metabolic process; glycolytic process.